Molecule: messenger RNA, 3174 nt
Organism: Stegostoma tigrinum
Lineage: Eukaryota; Metazoa; Chordata; Chondrichthyes; Orectolobiformes; Stegostomatidae
Product: oocyte zinc finger protein XlCOF19-like
Exons: 2
Coding region: 751-1701 (316 amino acids)
Biological process (GO): regulation of transcription by RNA polymerase II
Molecular function (GO): DNA-binding transcription factor activity; RNA polymerase II cis-regulatory region sequence-specific DNA binding
Source: RefSeq, a predicted model, not a curated record
AUCUCCAGCAUCUGCAGUUCCCAUUAUCUCUGGUCCUCCAACAAUCUCAGCAAGUGAGGGGUGCAGCUGGAGGACCAGGGAAGACGGUCUGGUCCUCCAACAAUCUCAGCAAGUGAGGGGUGCAGCUGGAGGACCAGGGAAGACGGUCUGGUCCACCAACAAUCUCAGCAAGUGAGGGGUGGAGCUGGAGGACCAGGGAAGACGGUCUGGUCCUCCAACAAUCUCAGCGAGUGAGGGGUGGAGCUGGCGUUCCGUGGUCUUCGAGCAAUCCGAGUGAGGGGCGGAGACAGAUGAUCCGGGGAGAGGAAAAGAAGUCCUGCGACAAAACGAGUGAGGGAGGGGCGGAACUGGAGGACCGAUUGGGAGAGAUCGGGUCCUCCAACAAUCCGAGUUAUGGAGUUUCUAAUUUGCGGGACAGCAAUGACUAGCGGUUCGAAGAGACCGGCUGUCUCUGGGACUUUCAAAGGGGUUUUGAAGGACUGGACAGCUAAUUCGAAUCAUAUAUCUUACCAUGGUUCAGCAGUCACUGGAUUUAGACUUCCAUAUUACCAUUCUCUGAAUGUCUGCAUCUGAUCUGACAGUGAAAAAUGCUUCAGACAUCUGUGACUGGAUGUGUUCUCAUGAACUGACUGUGGAAGGAGCUGUAACCAGUUAAACAGCCUGAGAAAACAUUGCAACAUUGACACCGGGGAGGAACUGUAUUCUGAGUGCGUGUGCAUAUUUGGACGAGUGUUCUCCUGAUUAUCCACCAUGGAGAGAGACAAAGAUGUCCAUGCCCUGGAGAAACCUUGGAAAUGUGGGGACUGUGGUAAGGGAUUCAAUUUCCCAUCUCGGCUGGCAAUUCACCAACGCAGUCACACUGGAGAGAAACCAUGGAAAUGUGGGGACUGUGGGAAGGGAUUCAAUUUCCCCUGCAUGCUAGAAAUUCAUCGGCGUAGUCACACUGGAGAAAAACCCUGGAAAUGUGUGGACUGUGGGAAAGGAUUCAAUUACCAAUUCCUACUGGAAGCCCAUCGGCGCAGUCACACUGGGGAGAGGCCCUUUACCUGCUCUAAAUGUGGGAAAGGAUUCACUGAUUCACCCCAGCUGCUGACUCACCAGCGAGUUCACACUGAAGAGAGGCCAUUCAGCUGUUCUUACUGCGGAAAGAGGUUCAGGCAUUCACGCACCCUCACUGACCACCAGCGAGGUCACACUGGGGAACUACCAUUCAGCUGCACUUACUGUGGAAAGGGAUUCAGGCACUUACGUGCCCUCACUGGACACCAACGAGUUCACACUGGAGACAGGCCAUUUAUUUGCUCCAUCUGCGGGAAGGGGUUCACUCAGUUAUCACACCUGCUGACACACCAGCGGGUUCACACUGAGGAGAGGCCGUUUCGUUGCACUCACUGUGGAAAGGGAUUCAGGCACUCGGGCACCCUCAAAGGACAUCAGCGUGUUCAUACUGGUGAGAGACCAUUUAUCUGCACUGUUUGUGGGAAGGGAUUUGCUCAUUCUUCAGGCCUGCGGAGACAUCAGCGUGUUCAUACUGGAGAGAGACCAUUCCUCUGCUCAGUGUGUGGAGGGAGAUUCACUGAUUCAUCCACCCUGGUGAAACACCGACGAAUUCAUGCUGGGAAAGAACGUUCACCUGCUUCCUGUGUGGAAGGUGAUCCAUUGCUUCAUCCGUCUCCUGAUACAUCACCAAAUUCUCACUAAGGAAAGACCAUUCCACUGCACUCACAGGCAGAAGGAGUCAGGCAUGCAUCCAUGUACAUCGUACACCCCCAAGCUUACACUGGAGAGAGGCCAUUCACUUGCUCAGUUGGGAAAGGAUUCACUAAUUCAUUCCAACUGCUGAGAUGUCAGCAGUUCAUGAGUGACUGCAAGGAUAUGUUUCUGUUACUAACUCACUUAGUUAAACACACUCUGAUGUAGGGUGUUCUACUUAUGUUAAUAUAAUUGUUCUAGGGUUUGGAUUUUGAACUAGUGGCAUGUGAGGGUUUGUGUGAAGCCAGGACGUCUGAACCAGAAUGUGAGGGGGGUGGUGGGAGGAGUUCCUGGAGUGAUAAUGGGAGUUUAGUUUGCUUUGUGAGAGGUUUACAGAGCAGCAUUUGAAAGGCAUUAGUUUCUCUUUAUUUUAGAAGAACCAUGAAUUGAUUUUUCUUUUGCUUAUUUGCAUAUGGUUUCAAUUCACAGAAGACCUGGUUGAAGUUAGAUGUAAGAUGAGUUUCUCCUGGAGAAAGGAGUUAGAAGAUAGACUAACUGUUCUGAACUAUCUCAAUAUAUUGGUUUUAAUCUGAAAGUUUCAGACCAGAAGUGAUUGGUUAGACCCCGAAGGAGUAUUUGAAGCUCAGUUAUGUGAAUAAUCAAGAAAAAGACCACCAAACUCUCAAAACCAGGAAUUAAAAGAAACAGUUAAGUUCAACAUAUAAUGUGAUAGAGAAGGGAGCUCUCUUGUAUCUACGUACUGUAAAGUGAUGGUGUAGGAAAGAUGGAAUAUUAUUUUACUGUGUUUUGAAAUCAUUCAAAUUGCAUUAUAUGUAAAUAGCUUGGUUUGUUCUGUUGAAUUUUCAUUUAUUUUGCAUAAUAAGCUUGUGUUUUAAAUCUCUUUCAUUGUGUGCUCAUAUAUCAGUGAAAUACCAUGUUGUUAAAUAAAGAAUAAAAUCCAUCAAGCCAGGUUUGAUCCUGGGAUCUGAUUUGUCCCAUAAUACCAUCAGGUGGGAUCAUAACUGAUGUCAAUAAGGGCAGUCCCUUUGCAAAAUUCUGAGAUCUGUAAGAUCUAAUAAUGUUUUAAACGCUGAAGAAAUGUAUUGAAUAUCAGAGGCAAUAACUCCCUCACAGUACAGUCUUGGCCUGUUGUUAUGUCUGACAAGGACAUGUCUCUUGUAUAAAUCCUGAAACUUGAAUGCUGACUCAUAUGUAGACCGGCUGUCUCGAGCAGAAGUUCAAUAGAAUGUCCCAGCAAACCAGAAAAUGACUUCAUGGACCUCUAAUGGAAAUAUGUGGGAUUACCUUGAAUAUCUGUCCCUUUUGGCUGGUUAUUCUUUGCUUCCUGGUAGCCAUUCAAACUGCUAUCCGUGCCAAUGUUUUAACCUUAACCUUAGCUUUUAUUUAUAACCUUUGAUGUACCACCUUAUCAAAUGACUUUUGGAAGUCUAAAUACAAUUUAACGGCUGGUACCCUUUUAUC